UUUUGCCUCCAGGCAGCAGAAAGAGCUGACGGGCCGAAACAGUCUCGGGGACGGUGUCGGCGAAAGACACGGUGUAGAAAACCACAAAUUUACUAGUAAUGGUAAACACGGCAUGGCAGAAAGACAGGACAAUGAGGUGGAGGAGGCAGACCAGGUGUAUCUGCUGAUGAAAGCUGAGCACCAGAUCUCACGCAACGUGCGUCUGUCUUGGUUCCUCAGCAGGCUGCAGCAGACCAUACGGCCCUCUGUCGGGUCUGAGCUGUUUAAAUGGCACAGUGAGCUGGAGGUUUUCAGUAUCCUCCCCAAAGGAUGGCAGCCAGAUUCCCCUCCUACCCGCCAGCCGUACCUGCUGGUACCCUCCACGCGGGUCACCUUCCUGGCACACAGGUACUGCUUUGUCAUCGAGCUGGACCUCAGCCCUUCCACCGGGAUUGUGGAUGACAGUACAGGAGAGAUGAUAUUCGAUGAGGUCUUCCAUGCCCUGUCUCGAUGCUUGGCCGGGUUGGCAGCACCCUUCAGAGUUCCGGGUACGGACUUCCUGUUUCAGCCAGAGAUCUUCAUCACCAUUCUCGCCUACUCGUCCAUCGUCGGCCUCAGCUCCCACCAGGUGCUAGUGCAGGGCUGCCAGCUGGACUGUACAGAUUUGGACCAGUUCCUGCAUCAGAUCUAUCAGCAGCUCCGUGCAGUGGAGAACAACAUUGCAGAGGUUCUACAGCAGCAGCACAGCCAGUACGAUAGCUCCACCCUCUGCUCCUCCUUCUCGGUUGACAUUAUGGAGGAGCAGCCACAGAGGAAACAGACCAUUUCCAUGGUAACGGCAGACGUCGGGCUGGUCAGCAUGGUGAGACAAGGCAUCCUGGCUCUUCAGCUCCUCCCACCGAAUUCGAGUGCAGGUAUAAUAAUCAUAACAGACGGCGUGACGAGCGUGCCCGACGUGGCUGUAUGUGAGGCUCUGCUGAACCAGCUGAGAAGUGGCGCCAUCUCCUGUUCAUUUGUGCAGGUGGGUGGAGCCUACUGCUACGACUGCAGCUUUGGCUAUGUUCCCAAUGUGGAGCUGAUGAAGUUCAUCUCCAUGGCAACCUUUGGCUCGUACCUGUCCACGUGUCCGGGAGCGGCGCCGAAAGGGCAGGAGAUGAACGCCUGCCACCGGGCCUUCCUCACCUAUACCUACCUGUGCACUAGCGAGUCUAUCAACCUUGACUACUACUGCUUCUCCCAGCACAAGCUCUUUAAUGAGCACCUGGUGUCAGCCAGUGGGAAUCCCACACUGGUGCUCCGUAGGAAGAAGCACACGGACAAGGAGGUGCAUGCUGACCUGUGUAGUGUGCUGUCAGUCCGUCUGCGGGAGGGCUACACCAUCCGUGAGAUCAACAUCGCUAAGGGAGGCACUCAGCUGGAGGUGAAGCUUGUGUUGCUAUGGAAACACAACAUGCGUAUUGAGUAUGUGGCUGUGGCCAGCUGGCCCCUUAUCCCGACUAAGCGUACCACGCGGGUGGAGGUGACCAUGGAGGGCAGCUAUGACAUCCUGCAUGACAUCAGCUGCACCCUGCGCAAGCCCAUCACCAGCCCCUACCGCACCUCCGUCAUCCGGCGCUUCUGGAACACUCUACAGGGCAUUAAUCAGACGGACCAAAUGCUGGUGCACCUGCAGUCUUUUAACUCCAUCCCAGAGCACUACACCAUUCCUGAGAGCACUAAAAAUGGCGUCCCACUGUUCUACAUCCCGCCUGGCUCCACCACCCCAGUCCUCUCCUUGCAGCACAGUGGCUUGAAAGACUCCAGCCAAUCACAGUUUGCCUCCUACUGGAAGCCCAUCUUGUCCAUGGACGCCAACUUCUGGCAGCGUUGGUUACACAUGCACCGGAUCGCCAUCAUCCUGGAACAUGACAUGCCGCUUCCGAAGCACGUGCACAUCGCGGGUGCGAACGGACGGUUCAGUACGGUCCAGUGCAGAAUCGCCCACUCCGGCCUCACCUCCAUGCUCAGAGACUGGAGCAGCUUCGUACUGGUGGAGGGCUACUCCUACGUCAAACUCAUUUACAGUGCACCUGACCAGCAGCCCCUCUCCUUCUAUCUGGUGCGUGUCAUCUCCAAAGCCCCCUGUAUGGUCCUGCGUUUGGGCUUCCCCAUAGGAACACUGGCUCAGACCAGGAACAAGAUCGUGAACGAGUUACGUGAGCUGAUUCUGAGACUGCGUUUCCCGCACCGGGUCCAGAGCAAGGAGGCCACGCCGAAAACCAAGCGGAAGGGCCUGGGAAACGUGUCGCCUUCCAAAUCACCGCCACUUCCUGCACAGCAGCCCGCACUGUCUGACCGCCCCUGUGUGGUCAUCCUCAACAAACCUCUGGAGAAGCUGCUGAUCAGGUAUGAGAAGCUGCCGACAGACUUCCGUGCUCCCUUCAUCCUGAACAUGGAGCCGUUCGCGCAGCCGUCCAGCUCCGCGGCUCUGCUCAGCGCCGCGGCCAGCCGCACCGCCUCCUCCACCCUGGCCUCGCUCUCUCGCUACUUCCUGCACCAGCGCUGGGUGUGGGCGGUGCAGAGUGGCCCAGGGGGCGUGGUCACGCUGCAGGCCGCCGCCCACAUCCUUGCCAUGCUUGCUGAAAUCCGCCUGGCUGAGGGCUUCCACUACGCCGCCAGUGGAGACGGGAUAGUCAACAUGGUGAUAGAACUGCCCAUGGCCGUGAAAACACCCAAGGGCACAUCUGCAGUCCUGGUCCCAGAGUACCACACGUGCAUUGUUCAGUACAUUCUGUUCCCACCUCACUCCACCACCACCAAGGACAGUUUCUCCACGGACGAUGAUAACGACACGGAAGUGGAGGCUAUAGACACAGACACGGAGCUGAACCUGGUGACGGAGUGCUGGGUGGAGCCCCAGACUGGGACCGUGUGGAGCCCGUUGGACCAGCACGGGCAGUUCCAGAACCUGACCUACCAGGAGAUCCCUCAGGCUAUCUUUCCUCGUGAUCUGUGCUGCAUGUCCACCAUGAUGACGUUCGAGUACCUGGUCCAGCUGUGUCAGAGCAAAGAUCAGACAGCCCCUUUGACUAGCAACAAGGAUACAACAGGGGAAGCCCCGGCUGGUUCUCUCUGUGAUGGAAUACACACGGUGCCUUUUCAGUUUGACCUGAUGAAGCUCUUGCCCCAGUGCCAGCAGAUAGAACUGUUUUUCUACACACUCAGCAGAGAGAAUGAAGACGUGCUCCAGAGCGCUCCCUCUCUGUCCAAUGAGCUGCUUCUCGGCCUCUUCCACAGCUCGCUGCAGAAUGAACUGAGUGACCGGGAGAUUGCGUUGGCUGACAGAGAGCAUGUGACCUUCAUGCUUCAUAUCUUGGAGAGAGAGCGGGAUGGUCAUGUGGCCCCAUUCACUUUGCCUGUGAUUAAAGAAGAGAGGCAGGACACGGUAUUGUCAUUCCAUACCACUGGGAGCAAUAAGGAGGUGACCGGUUCCAGCAGUACUCUACAGAGUUUCAGUAAUGCAGAUCUGGUGGAUGAGGAGCCCGUGGUGACUGAGAGAGAGCAGAGCGCCCCCCAGUGGAAAUGCUACGCCAAGCUCAUCAGCCCCCAGCAGGUCCUGCUUGUGUUCCUGCCUGCAACCUUCUCUGAUGUUCAGAUUUUGAUGUCUUUUGGCAUGGGUACUGACCCGCAAGUCGAUGGCAACCAAUCACGGACCGCUUCCAUCAGCAGCUCAGCCAAUGGGCUUGAGGAGGUGGAGUCUGUGGUGGAAUCCAGUGGGGCUCUGCAUGGCGAAAUUGGUGAUGGCCAACCGGAAACGCCCUCAACAGAACGGGAGAGCGAGGACAAGCAGACCGCAGACCAGGCUAGCACAGAUACAGCCUCUGCUCCAGAGGAGAAGGAUGGUGUCCAGUUUGCGGAGCCUGACUGCCAUGUCAGUUUUGUCCGACAGCAGAGCGGCGGCGACCCAAAUAGGCCACGCUGUCCCGUCUACGUCUACAGCUGCGCCCUGGACUCCCUCAAACAGCAGCUGGUCCACCCACUCUCCAGAACCAUGCCCAAAGACGUCUUCCUCAGACCUCAAGACACAGGGUCCUGGGAGCUCAAUCUGCAGCAGAAAUACAGGUCGCUCUCUCAAGAACGCAAUAGCACCUCCUGGACAGACCUGAUGGGUCCUCAUCACAAGCAGAAAGAGCUGGCGAACUACUGUAGUCUGCUUCAGGAGCACUACUGUCAGAGCUACGUCAGAGGUGUGUACCGCAGUCUCCAGCAGUCGCACUCCAUCAGUUCCCAGGACAUUCUCACGGCCAUGGACUACUGUGAAGAGUCCCUGCAGGAGAUCGACAUCACUUCCUUCCUGCAGACGCUGUGCGGACACAUCCGUAUGUUCCGGGAGCGGCACGAGUCCUGUGCAGUGGAAAACGUGAGGAAGACUCCCACUGUGGCAGCAACCUUCAUCAUCGGUGAGGGAGAGGAAGAGGGGACGGACAGACCGACGUUGGUUUCUUCAUCCAGCGUUGAGCAGGAUGAUGUGAGUGAGUCAGAGUGCAGAGGAAAAAUCUCCACCUCCACAUCCACAUUGGCCACAGAUGAACCCAAGUCCACCAGAAUCCUAGAAUUCCCUCUGUCUCUCCUCCAAUGCAAGCAGAAGUGUGAAGUGUACCCAGAACUGCACAAAAUCAUACAGGACAAGUUCAAGGACAUUGGGGCUCAGUACUUUAAAACCGUUCCUUCUAAUCCCCACUAUUUCAUCUACUGUCCCGAGUCUUCCAGGAAAGAGGAGGACUCAGACGGGGAGGAAGAGAGGAAAGCCAGUGAGGACUGGGAGGUCUCUGAGGCUGAGCUGGCCACCGAGGAUGAGAACGUGUCCGGCUGCUGCAUCGUGUCUGAGAGUGACACCGACCUGGAGGUGGAGUACCAGGAUCAGGGUAAUGGGAAUGCCAUCGGAGGCGGGGUGGAGGACAGGGAAGCGGAUGGCGAUUCCCUGACAGAGUCGGACACGAUGAACCAGGACGAGGACUCCUUCAGCAUCCUGGAGGGAGACUCUCUGCUGGAUCCGGCUGGCACGCAUCCGGAGAUGCCCCCUCUCUUCAUCCAUCUUGUCUGCUCUGUGGGCACACGGAGCCACCAUGGUUCCAUGCCUAUGAGCACUCUGCCCACCUGUCUGGGCGAGGUCAUCAGCUGCCUGGACAAUGUCGAGACUCUUCGGUCUGUGGAUCUGAGCGAGCUGACUGUCACUCUGGACAUCUUCGUGUUGACCUUGCCCCUAGAAAUAGAUGUCAUGCCUCCUGAUUUCCACCAUUCCAGGUAUGCCUCUGAAAGCAGUAUGUCCAUGAGCCGUUCACCUGGUCAGCCGUCAUCAUACCGCUCUGAUGAUGAGCUCAUAGAUAACCUGAACAGCGUGCGUGAAGCUGGAAUGGACAGUAUGGCAGGAGACUCUCUGUCCAAACUCCCUGCCCCUCAGAAACAGGCUGUCUUGGCCACAAUGGACGAGAUCCACUGGCUGUUGGAGGAUGAGAUAGUGUCAGCUCUGAGGCUCUCCUGUGUGCUCAGCUCCUCCACGCUGCAGAAGGUUGCCGACCACGUGUGUCGCUCCAGCGGAAGGCCUGGCUGUCACCACGAGGUCGUGACCCUGCAGUUCGUCUUUGGCCCUGAACAGUCCCUGGAGAAGUUCAAAGAGGAGUUCAGGAGGCUGUCAUUUCCAGGUUAUCUUCUGAAUGCGGAGAAACAGAACUUCCACUACGUCUCCCUCAGCCGGCAGCACUCCCACAGACUAGAAGCUGCCCGGCAACUCCACCACAACUUGGCCAAUUCUCAGGGGGCGGGGCCUCUCACCCAGAGACCAAAUCAGACCCAUGAGGCUGACGGUAGCUCCAGGGCAACGGCCAAUCAUUUGCCACCUUCAAAAGGGCGGGAGGGAGAGGUGGAGCCUGAAAAGACGAGUCCACGGGCUGAGGUUCAAUGUGGCGUUGAAAGUCAGACGCAGCCACAUCAGGAGGCGGCGCUGGAGGCGGAGCAGGAUGAGGCCCCAGAGGAGGAGGAGGCGGGGCCUGUUGUCACUGACUCGGUGAGCGACAGCCUUUCUGAGCAUUCGGACCUGGGCCGGGUGAGACCGGCCAACCCAGACGAUGGGCGUUCUCAGAGCACCAAUCAGCAGCCCUCCGGCAGUGCUGACCACGCCCCUGAACCUGCCUCCCCACCCAAAACACCCUCCUCUGUCAGCCUGGCUGAGUCUGUGCAGUCGGCCACACACAGCAGUGGGAAACUGAGGCCCAGUCGGGUUCAGAGUGUGGUCUCCAGCCAAGGGAGUAUGGACUCGGACAUGCUCGGUUAUGAUGGUGGAAGCAGUGAUUCUGAAUGUGACGGGCCCACCAUGGAUGAACAGGAAGCUCCGAGUCCACUCAUGCCAGACUUCUGGCUCAUCAUUCGAAUCGACCAUGACAGAGUGGAGGUGUUCUCGCAUUCCAGGAGUUUUAUUGGUGGAAAGGAAGACAGGGUAGGAGAAGAGGACGAGGAGGAAAUCCCAGAGUACCUUCGUCUUCAUCAUCUCAUUGUGAGGAAGAUUGGGGAAAUCUGUCGAAUCGUCAAUCAGCGCCUCUUGCUGCAAGACCUUCACGAUAGUCAUGUGUGUAACUCGCUCUUGGUGGCCGAAAGUGAGGAGGACAUCUGGAAGAACGAAUCACUGUACAGGCAGAGGAUUGCCAACUCAGACGACUAUAAUGCUGAUGAGAGCUACCAACCCAGAGAUUACCUGGCUGCAACCAUGCACUUCAUUCCUGGGUACUUUGCCUGUGACGUGGUCUGGAGCACCAUCAUACACAUCCACCCUCGCCUGAAGAUGGGGCCCAAUAUGGGCGUGGCUCGGGCGAUCCAGGCCCUGCGUUCAGUACUGAGUGCCUUCUGCGUGGUCAACCGUAAAAAUAUGUUCGUGUACCAGGAGCGCACAACCAAGUCUGUGUUCUACCUCAGACUCUCCGAAACCUCUCAGACAGGGAAGUACAGCGAGCCGGAUGGGAACGCCCCACUCUCUCGCUCCGUGGCUCUGGCUCGCAGUCAGGAGCCUUUAGUCUCAGAGGACAUCACGGGUUCUCGUUCAUCUCUGGAGGGCUCAAGGCCAGUAGGACAGGCGGACAAACACAUCCUGUUACUGGUACAUGGAGUUGGGCGUGCAGGUCCGGAGAUCACAGAUGAGUUGGUGAAGGUUCUGAGAAAGCGAUUGGAUGAGACUACCCUCGACAUCAUCACUGUGAUGUUGGUCAGGAACUGCAAACUGACCCCUGCAGAUGUGGAGUUUAUUCAGCCUCCGGGCUUUCCAGCUGCAGAGGUGAUGGAGUUCCGCCUGCCUCACUACAGUGUACAGUGGAUGUCGGCGCUGGCUCACUAUCUGCGACAGAACCUCCUCAUGUUCCUCCACAUCCCCAAAUACACAGACAGCUACAUGGAGCAUCACUUCAAGCACCACUUCCAUCUGAACAGCGAGCUGCCUGACUCUGAUAUCUACCUGUACAAUAAACCAGGGGGGCAAGGAACAGGGGGUAAAGGUACGAUGACGGAGCUCGUUCAGAACCUCUUCCCACCCUCCCAGUUCCAAGGUAUCGCCUGCAUUGCCUUGUCCUUCGUGGAUGCUCAAGGCUGCCCCCUUGUGGUGUCUGCGCAGGGUGGCACUGCCCCACCGAGAAGGGAUGCUUCUCCAAUCCCCUUUCAGCCAGAUCAGUUUGAGGCCCUGACAACAGUCGUGAAGGCUGACUCUCCUGACCCAAGUCCAGGUUCCUCAGUUCGGGUGAGGUUUGAUGUCUGGGAACAGGGAAACAUCAGUCCGCUACAGCUCAUGGACAAACUCAGAGGGGCGGUACGCCAUGCGCUCUGUGAUGUCGUCAUGGAGAUGAGAGUCCUGCCCAACCCACUGUGUUUAGAAACCUUCUGCGUGCCUGGCCCCGCCCACGUGAAUGAUGCAAACAUUACAGCAAGUCUUCCGCAGCCGGAGGGCAGAGAGACAAAGGACAGCCCUCGCCGGCCUAUCGGCAUUCACGGGGUUAGAAGUAGCCCCUCCCCCAUCACCCUUAUCCCCACCCCCAGCUCCACCCCCACCACCGGUGCCAACACGCCCGAGUCGACCACACCCACUGGCAAAAGUGUCCGCCGGAGCUUCUGGGAAAUCCUGAGUAAGCCAGACUCGUCAGAGCUGGGUAGUCCGAAGACCACGGAUGAUAUUGUACAGGAGAGGGCGGACGACGGCCGUCUCGGCCGGAGGAGACACAAGACCGAGAGCGUCAAACAGCAGUGGAGCCUGGACAGGACAGCAGCCAUGGAGUUGGAGCAGGUUCAGAGGCGGCAUGUCCUACAGCUGGAGGAGGGAGACGUGGGCACCUUGCACCCUGUCUACCAGCGUGUCUUCCAGCCCUGGGUCAUCUUCAUGGCCAAACUGGGUUGCCCGUCCAUUCAGCACUGUACAGCUGAGAUCACCUCUCUCUUCCUCCUGUCCUCCGUUCUAACAGAAGUGGUGAACUUGGUCACCUCUUUGGCUCCUGACACCACAGUGAAGGUUUUCGAGAGAACCAGCUCUGCUCAGGAAGACAUUUUUGUCCCGCUGUCUCACAUCCAGACCGUGAGCCCUCCCUCUAUCGCUGCCCAGAGUUUCAUCCUUAUUGGCCGAAACUUCCACCAGUGGCACUCCAAUGGCACGGAGCAAGAGGACAGUUCAGAUGAUGAAGUCCCUACAAUGCUUGUUCAUAAAGGCCUUCAGCGAUUCGAAGCACUGGAGCACAGUGAUUGGCUGACUCCCGGGCAGACCGGGAGGGGCGUGGCCCCACGCCAGCGCUUCUUAUACAUCUAUAUUGUCGCCAAAAAGCUGACCCUGUACACAUAUAACUGGUCGGUGGAACUGGGCGCAUUGCUGAACCGUGACUUUGUGCGCCUGGUACAGUGGCACAACGCCCGUGCGCAUGUAGUCCACGGCCUUCUGAGCCAGAAGAUGGGUCUCUUCCACCAUUACUGCUUCAGUGAUGCACCCGCACAUGAAGACCUGAAACAGGAGCCAAACCCCUUCCUCAACUCGGCCCUGGAAGCCGACGCUCUCCUGCGGAGCCCCGUGCCCCCCUCGCCCAAUAAGGACCCUGGUCGCUCGGGUAGCUCCGCCCGGGCCCCGCCCCCCAUGCCUUUCCCCGCCGAGCUCAUACCCUUCGACGAGGCUCUCAGAGACGUGAGUGCCGUGCGUUCCCUGGCCACUCAGGAUGGAGCAGAUGUUGUGAGUCGCCAUGGCGCCCAGCUACUGGAGGUCAAAGCUGCAGAGCGCAGAGAGCUGGAGAAACAGAUGAAGAUUGAAAACCUGUUUGUGACUUGGCAACAGCGAUCGGCUCAGUCCAACAUGCCUAUCUCUGUGGCAGAUCUGGACACACUGAAGCAGUCAUCCCGGUUGGUGCAUUACUGUGCCACACCACUGCUCUUUGACCCUGCGUUCAGGAAGGAGAUGGUACUCCAGCCACAAAUGAAGAAGCGGCAUCGCUCCAGUGACUCCACGGCCUCGGGUCGGGACCGCAGUUACAGCACUGACUCUGCGGAGCAGCUUCCUGCAGGGCUGCGGGAUGAGUCCUGGCUGCAGGACCUGUUCAGCACCUUCAUGCAGCAGUAUGUGCAGUACCUGCAGAGUAUGGGCUUUAUUCUGGUACAGGUCCGCCCACACUCACCAGCCCGCAGUAUCGCUCGUGCGCGUGCUGCACUGUUGAGCUCUCUGUCCAGUGAGGGCAGGUCCUCUUUCUCUUCUUUCUCCUGUAACAAGCAGAAGAGUGAAGACAGUCCAAAGCAGAGCAGUGGCUCGGGCACUACAGCGUACCACCUCCAGAGGGCGCUACCAGGCGGCAUCAUGCUCAUGGAGCUGGCCUUCCAGGGUUUUUAUUUCUGUGUGAAGCAGUAUGCAUUAGAAUGCUCUCGGAUUCCCAUGGGCCAGACUGUUAAUUCCCAGUUGUCCAUGCUGUUCACUGAGGAGUGUGACAAGGUGCGGGACCUGAUGCACGUGCAUUCCUUCAGCUACGACUUCCACUUGCGUGUGGUGCACCAGUACUUGGUGGGCUGUCACCUGACCCUGCGCCAGGGCUACCAGCUCAACCGCUUCCUAGAAGACUUCAUUACCCAUCACCCCGACAUCCCCAAGUUUGGCCACAACCACGUCUUCCAAGGUAGUUUCUCCAUUUCGACAGGGAUGAUCACUGCUCACCAACUCUACAACUACAUCACCGAUCAUGCUGGCACAUACAGCAUGAAGCCUCUUCGUAUGUCCAAGACUGCAGUUACCACUGACAGCAAGAAGGGGGCGCCGAACACAGACCUGCAUGAGUAUGCCCUAGUGGCGCUGUGGAACAGUUCGGGUGUGUAUAAAGACCCAGAGGGACUGUGUCGCCACGACGACUUUGAUGUGUCUCUGGUGGUGUGUCACAACGCGGCUCCAUUCGAGGAGCAGUCAGAGGGAGAGAGACACCUGCUGAGGCUGCGUUACUAUGUAAUCAUGACCAGUCAGAGAGAGCUCUUCCCUCGGCUGACGGCUGAUAUGCGGCGCUUUAAGAAACUCCCGCACAUCUACCGCGACCCCGACGACCUCAACGGCCGUGUCCCAGUAGAGCGAGCAGAACCAGGCAACGUGGGAAGUCCGGAUCCUGAACCUGACCUCUGGGAAGAGACGACCUCUCCGCUGACCCCCACGACCAGCCCCGAACCUGACCUCGGCGAGCAGGCGUGGGAGGGGGGCGGAGCCUCUCCCGGUCUGUUCUACCUGCCCUCUCUCUUCCCCUUGCUGAACUCUGAGGUGCUGUCAGCGCGCAGGCAGAUCCAGAGCAGCGUGGAGCAGGCCAUGGGUCACUGCCGCAGGGACAACCUGUGGAGGAGGCUGUUCCACGGGGAACACCUGGACAGGCUCAAGCUCAGCAAACUGACCUUCGGGGAACUGGAGGAGCUCCUGAAUGCCGUGCAGAGCAGGUCCAUCGACGAGAUUGACCCACAGCUGGACUGUUUCCUCACCAUGAGUCCUGCCUGGUACCAGAGUCUCAUUAAAGUGCUCCUGUCCCGCUUCCCACAGAGCUGCAGGCACUUCGUGGACGACAGUGGCAUUCAGUACCUGGCUGUCCUUAACCAGAAGUUCACAGACUGCUUUGUGCUGGUGUUCCUGGACGCCCAGGCAGGGAAAACGAGUCUUAAGGUUGUUUUCAGGGAACCGCUGCCAUCUCAACCGCAACCUAGCAACAGCCCCCCACCCCAACUGGUGUCCAUGUACCACCAUUUGGAGUCUGUGAUCAACACCGCCUGUUACAACCUAUGGACGGGUCUGCUGUAGCAUCUCACACACACAGCAGGGGAGCUAAUGGACAUAGGAACAACAACAAAAAAAUGCAAUUUUGGCUAAACGAGUGUGUAGUGUGAUAUGAAGGAGACAGGGGAGCUUUUCCAACAAGACUGGAGUCAGACAGGCCUGUGGCCAUGGUGGUUACAGUACAUUCUGUAUAACAGUGUUAUUCUGGAACGUUCUAGAGCAAAUUAAGAAUCGACAGGCCGAAUGAACCGGCGUGAAUGUUCUAGAGGCUUACCGAGACAACCCACCCCCACCCACCAAGAUCUAGCCUCCAGCCCAGUGUUUGAGUUUAACUAUAUGUUGGAUCGUGUCAGGGGUCUUAAGAUGGCGUUUAACUCCCAAACGCAUCUGGUGAAGUCGGACUGAGAGGAGAUCUACCUCACGGAACAGGACUCGAGGGCGUCCCCAUUCGUGUACUUUACAGGGGCUGCGUUUCACAUGUGUAAGAGGACCCUUGGCCACACUGCUGGUUUGCCAAAGCCAUACUCUCUUCAGCUCUCGGCUGGGGUCUUUACGAUGUUUCUUUUGUUGCUGUGGCUUUAUUUUCCCUUUAGUUGUUUGACGACCUUAGUGGGUGUUCUGCUUCUUCUAAUACUGAAUAGACAUUCAGGUUGCAAUGGAGGGGUAAGCGCUGGUCAGAAAAGAGAGAGAGGGGAGAGAGAAGCAAGAUAGAGACAGCACAAGCACCUUUAACGUUGCCAGUUACGCAGAGAAUCGUUCGGGUGUGCCGUUAUCUGACGCACACGUUGAAAUGACGACUUGGUUUCACGGUGCUUGCGGCACUGUAUGAGCCAUUAAGUAGCCGAUGACUACUCUGUGUGUGUGUGUGUGAGAACUACUGAAGUUUGUAGUGGUGGGUGAUUGCUUCUUGUUCUGCCCUCAGUGGUAUUUUGCGUGAAAUAAUUUAUACUUACUGCCAUAAUCUUAAAUCCAGAAGUGCCUACUUUUUUUUUAAUUUUUUUUUUUAGGAUGCAGUCAGAAUUGUUAUUAUUUAAUCGACAUUGUCAGAGAAGAAUCACAUCUGUGUGGUGAUCUAGUUCUACAACGGUAAUGCUCUGAACAGACUUUUUGUCUCAGUUUACAGACAGGACAGCAGGAAAAUAUCUACCAAUAGCAUGGGUGCGCACACACGCACAGACACCCACAUACGUUUCACAGGAGACAUGGCUGCAUCUUGUGUGCACUUCACUGAAAGAAACCAAAUAUUUACAGGCCAUUUUGAGCUCGAUUCAAAGUGGCUGCUGCUGAGUGAGACGACGUGUUCGAGUUUUCUGACAUGAAGGACGCUGGACACUUAAGCCUAAUAAUGCAGUAUGCUAAUGAGUUAGCAGUUGAUGUGUGCAUUUAGGCUAUUAAAAUAUUGUGAUUUAAUUGUUUGAAACCUGUACAUUAUGUGUAUAUAAUGAAUCAUUUGUAAGUAUACAAUGCAGCAUUAAACCAUAAAUGAAUAA
This is a messenger RNA of Electrophorus electricus (electric eel), 12741 nucleotides long. It is a transcript of the gene szt2, whose product is annotated as SZT2 subunit of KICSTOR complex. Gene Ontology annotation, cellular component: peroxisome. The record is from RefSeq and is a predicted model, not a curated record. NCBI's taxonomy places the organism in Eukaryota, Metazoa, Chordata, Actinopteri, Gymnotiformes, Gymnotidae.